Molecule: messenger RNA, 1316 nt
Organism: Cherax quadricarinatus
Lineage: Eukaryota; Metazoa; Arthropoda; Malacostraca; Decapoda; Parastacidae
Product: larval cuticle protein A3A-like
Cellular component (GO): extracellular matrix
Source: RefSeq, a predicted model, not a curated record
GACAUAUACUGUAUCCCACAAAGAUAAUUAUAAAGUAUUUAUCAACAAACUAACUACAAUCACUCCUCCCUUCAAUAAACAUUGUUCCCUCCGCAACUGUUCUACAACCCUAAAACUCCAUGCUAAGUAAUACUACUUUUUUGUCCAUUUUUUAAGUCGUGCUUGAGGCUUGGGGUCGACCAGGGUGUUCCCCGUUGAGGAAUGAGAUGUCUGCGGGUGUUGGCUGCAAGACGCCGCCAGGACUGGCGUAUAUAAGACUGAAGAACCACCUCCAAGUAUAACUCCUCUUCACCUUAAGAGAGUAAGCUAUCAGUCACCGCGUACUACUCGCUGAAGACGGUUUAACUCAACGUCCCAAAAAAAUUCAACAUGAUUUGCAAAGUGGCGAUACUGCUGGUGGUGGCAAGUGUGGUCCUGGCUUCUCCUUACAACCCUUACUACCAACAACCUUACGCAUUCAAGUACGGCGUUCAGGACAGCUACAGCGGCCAGAACUUCGGCAGGAAGGAGAUCUCCGAUGGCAACGUUGUGAAAGGAACUUACAGCGUCGACUUACCCGACGGCCGCCAGCAGACGGUGGAUUACCAGGCCGAUAAGUACAGUGGCUUCCAGGCCAAGGUUUCUUAUACCGGCCAGUACCACUGAACCAAGACCGCACCUCCAAUUAACGAUGCCCGUGACCUCAGACAUUAACGCUCGUCCACUGAAUGAAGAGAAGUUCUUCGACAGGCGCCCACACUUAUCUACUGAACGCGCACACAACGCUAGUGAUCAUCUCAAUUACUAACUGAACAAUGCCACUCGGCUGCCAAAGUUGAAGACUUUGUACUAAACACUGAUUUUUCUAAACAUCAACACUAAUUUACUCAUCACCAUGUCUCUACAUUCCCCAAGUGUCUAUGAAAUGAACCAUUAACGCUUUCGUUUCUAAUACUGUUCAGUAUGAUUUAAUAAAAAAAUCGAAAUUAAAUCUGCAAUAUUUAUUAAAACUUUUGGAAAAUAAAUGAACAAACCCGAGUCCAAAUUUCUCGUGAUUUUACAUGUGGAAAAUCAUUAUAAAUAAAAGUGAUGGUAGUGAUGAUUAUAUAUGGUUUACCAGUAGACAGAUCCGGGGGGUCAAUGACCCCACUGCUGGGUUCCAGACCAGGCUUCCCGGAAGAUAGCCUGAUCAUCAGGCAUCCCGGUAGACGGCCUCAUCAUCAGAUGGUGCUGACAGCAUGCAUUACAAUUUAUAAACCAUAGGCCGGCUGAUCCAGUAUUGAUUUAAAGAACGUACCGAAUUCCCACUUCAAGACAGAUAGGGAUCUGCUUAAGAU